Molecule: messenger RNA, 4276 nt
Organism: Drosophila busckii
Lineage: Eukaryota; Metazoa; Arthropoda; Insecta; Diptera; Drosophilidae
Product: manganese-transporting ATPase 13A1
Exons: 7
Coding region: 229-3909 (1226 amino acids)
Biological process (GO): intracellular calcium ion homeostasis
Cellular component (GO): endoplasmic reticulum membrane
Molecular function (GO): ATP binding; ATP hydrolysis activity; P-type ion transporter activity
Source: RefSeq, a predicted model, not a curated record
ACAGUGUGUGCACACCACAGAUUUUCUGCAAUAGUGCACUAGUAUUAAUUUUCAAUUGCACACACUGUUGGCCGACAACGUUGCGUUUUUUUUUUUAUUAUUUGGGAAGCACAAUUGCAAUUGCCGGUAUAAAUUGCAGUAAUAUUGUGUAUCCUGAGAUAGCUAAAAGCUUACGUGGCCAAGGGUACGCAACGAGACAGGCACACUGUCUAAGUAAAAGCGUAACUUAUGAGCGUGGCAGCUAGAACGGACGGCGCUGCCGGCGACAACAACAACAAAAAUAAAAUCAACACCAAAGUGCGAACAGCCCCCGCUCUGGACGAUCUCGUGCAGUAUGUUACGCUAUUGGUACGUAAACCCACGCCGCUCAGCGGUGUCAUACUGCCCUUUGUGCCGCUAUACCUGACUGCGUUCUAUCUGUGGAUAUACGUGUAUCGGGGCGAUGGCAAUGCCGACGAAAGCGGUAACAAGACUGGUGUGGCAGGGGAAACAAUUACUGACGUGGAUGCAAGGAACAUAACAUCUGCGGAUGGAGCCGCCUGGAAUGAUAUUGGGUUCAUUGCUGUGGUGGCCAUAGCAUUUCUACAUGUACUUACACUGCUCUUCUGCUAUUGGAAUGUACACGUGCUCGCUUUUCUGACUUGUCGGCGUGUUAAGAAGCCAGCGCUGGGUGUAUUAGCCAAAGUAGUGCCCACGGUAAACAAUGGCAAUUCCAAAAUUGUGCCGAUACGUAGCGUCAACCUGGAAAACGGAAGCCAGCAGUAUUUUCUAGUAUUCCAGAAGACCAAGUAUAUUUGGGAUGAGGACAAGGCCAUAUUCCGUGCAGUUGAGUUUCCCGUAAACAAUCUGUUGCGUGAAUACGCCAGCUCACGUGGCCUGGAAACGGAGCAGGCCAUUAAGGCAGCAACACAAACAUAUGGCAAUAAUGAGAUGGACAUGGUGGUGCCAGAGUUCCACGAGCUGUUCAUAGAGCGUGCCACGGCGCCGUUCUUUGUGUUCCAGGUGUUCUCAGUAGGAUUGUGGUGCCUGGACGACUUCUGGUACUACUCGCUCUUUACGCUCUUCAUGCUUGUUGCCUUCGAGUGCACCAUAGUGAAACAACAGCUGCGCAACAUGUCCGAAAUACGAAAGAUGGGCAACAAGCCUUACCUUAUCUACGCGCUGCGGCAAAACAAAUGGCGUCAAAUAGGUAGCGAUGAGCUGCUACCUGGUGAUGUGGUGUCGAUAACUCGCUCCCAGAACGAUAACAUUGUGCCUUGUGAUGUGGUCAUCUUACGCGGCAGCUGCAUUGUGGAUGAAAGUAUGCUGACGGGCGAAUCAGUGCCACAGAUGAAGGAAUCGCUGGAGUCUAUACAGAAUUUAAAUACCGAACUGGAUGUUGAGGGCGAAGGAAAGCUAACUGUGCUCUUUGGCGGCACCAAGGUAGUGCAACACACAGCGCCCACUAAGGAGUCUAUGCGUGCUCCCGAUGGCGGCUGCAUUGGCUAUGUCAUACGAUCGGGCUUUAACACCUCCCAGGGCAAACUGCUGCGCACCAUAUUGUUUGGAGCCAAUCGAGCUACGGAGAACAAUGCUGAGACCUUUGCGUUUAUAGCUUUUCUAAUGGUGUUUGCCGUCGCGGCCGCAUCGUAUGUGUGGGUCAAGGGCAGCGAGGAUCCAGAACGCAAUCGCUAUAAGCUGUUCCUGGAGUGUGCGCUUAUACUUACCUCCAUUAUACCGCCAGAUCUGCCUAUUGAACUCACUUUGGCUGUGAAUACUUCACUGAUACAGCUGACCAAGUUGUUUGUCUACUGCACAGAGCCCUUCCGCAUUCCUUUUGCGGGCAAGGUACAAAUCUGCUGCUUUGACAAGACUGGCACGCUAACUACGGACAACUUAAUGGUGGAGGGCAUAGCGGGACUCGGCGCCAAUGGCAAAUGUGUGCCUAUUGAGGAGGCGGAGGACAAUACAGUGCAAGUGCUGGCCUGUUGUCAUUCGUUGGUACUGCUAGACGAUGGUUUGGUCGGGGAUCCCCUGGAGAAAGCUGCGCUGGCUGCUGUCGACUGGAAUCUAACCAAGUCGGACAGCGUUAUUCCCAAACGUGGCAAGCUGAAGCCAUUGCGCAUUGCUCAACGCUAUCAUUUCUCCUCGGCGCUAAAACGCAUGUCUGUGCUGGCCGGCUAUCUGUUGCCCUUCUCCAAUGAGGUGAACUAUAUAGGCGCUGUCAAAGGUGCUCCAGAGGUUAUAAUGGGCAUGCUCAAGUCCGUACCCACCAAUUAUGAAAAGAUUUAUUUGGAGUAUGCUCGUCGUGGCGCACGAGUUGUUGCACUGGGAAUCAAGGAGUUUGGCAAUCUAAGCGCUCAACGGAUACGUGAUCUGAAGCGUGAAGAGGUCGAGUGUGAUUUAACAUUUGCCGGCUUUGUCAUCAUCUCUUGUCCCAUGAAACCCGACUCCAAGGCAGUAGUCAAAGAGUUGGUUAACUCCUCGCACAAGGUACUGAUGAUCACAGGCGACAGUCCUUUGACAGCCUGCCAUGUGGCGAAGGAGCUGCGAUUUACGCAUAAGAAAAUGCUUGUAUUGACGCCACCGCAACAGCCGAAUAUUGACAACUGGAGCUGGGUGUCAAUUGAUGGCGAUCGUACUUAUCCUUUGGAUGACUCGAGAAGCAGCAAGAAUAUUGCUUUAAUGCUAGCUACGAAUGAUUUAUGUAUCACCGGUGAGGGUCUGAUACACUUGCAACAGUCACAUCAUCAAUAUAUGCUGAAACUACUGCCUCUGGUCACGGUCUGUGCACGCUUUGCGCCUAAGCAAAAGGAGUACAUUAUUACCACGUUGAAGCAGCAGGGCUACUAUACGCUUAUGUGCGGCGAUGGCACCAAUGAUGUGGGUGCACUUAAGCAUGCACAUGUGGGCGUCUCCCUGCUGACCAACGCACCUGUAAAACGCAAGCGCACCGAUGAGGAUCUGCAGCAGAUCAAUGCAGCGGCUUCAGCUGCCGCCGCAGCAGCUAAUGCAGCCAAUCAGCAGCUUUCGCCACGAGAACGUGCCAUGCGUCGUCGCCAGGAGCAGAUUAAUCAGACACAGGCGCGUCUGCAAACUGCGCUACGCGACAUGGAGGAGCAAACUAUUGUCAAGCUAGGCGAUGCUUCCAUUGCAGCGCCAUUUACCAGCAAGCAUUCAUCUAUUAUGUGUGUCAACCAUAUUAUCAAGCAGGGACGCUGCACUUUGGUGACGACGCUGCAAAUGUUUAAGAUCUUAGCUUUGAAUGCAUUGAUACAGGCUUAUUGUCAAUCUGUGCUUUAUAUCGAUGGCGUCAAGUUUAGUGAUACUCAAGCCACCAUGCAGGGUAUUUUCAUAGCCGCUUGCUUUUUGUUUAUAACACGCUCCAAGCCACUGAAAACGCUUUCCAAGGUGGCCCCACUGCCCAACAUUUUUAACUUUUAUACUAUAACGACAAUACUUACGCAAUUCGCAGUGCAUUUCGGUGCGCUUUACUAUUUGACCAGCGUUGCGUCGGCGCUGGCGCCGCCUAGAGUGGGCAAGGUGAAGCUGUAUAUUGACAUGAAUGCCGAGGAAAAAACUAAAUAUGAACCAAAUAUUGUCAGCAGUACUGUCUAUAUCAUUUGCGUAUCACUGCAAGUGGCCACCAUUGCAGUUAACUAUAAGGGUUAUCCAUUUAUGGAAAGUCUGCGCACCAACCGCAUGCUUUUGUGUGCUAUUGGCGCCUCAGCCGCCUUGGUUCUGUUUCUGACCACUGGCAUAGUGCCUGACCUCACACAAUUCUUUGAAAUCGUUGACUUUCCAUCGACUUUCCGUCAAACAUUGCUCAUGGUGCUCGUGGUGGACAUUGUGGGAGCCUUUGUCUUGGAUCGCAUAUGCUCAUUCCUGUUUGGUGAAACGCGCCGCAAAUCUAAAGUGCUCAACUGUUAGUUAGCUAGUAACUUGAAAUUGUAAUUUAAAGAAUAGAAGCAAAGUAACAUUUGUUUAUACUUUCCAUAUGUAAAAGUAUAAACGUUUACAAAUGUUUCCGCUCUCAUAUCCUUUGACUUUGAUGUAGUGUUUACUUUCCUUUUGUCAAUUUUGUAUUUGAGUAUAUAGUAGUUAGUGUGCGGCGUGGGUUUCUUAAUUUGUAAAACCUAAACAUAGGAAGUUAAAGCAAAAACAAAACCAAAUGAUAUUGCAUUUGAUUUAUUUUGAAAUUGCAGAAAAAUAUGUGCGUUUCAUUAACGAGAAUAUAUGCAAUUAGUGAAAUUUGACAACACCUUUGUAAAGUUCAUAAAUAUACGUAGCAAAUAAA